AUGUUGCGCAUCAGGUUCAAGCACAGCUGGGGCACCGCAGAGAAGCUCUACAAGUCCGAGGCCAUCGACUCCUUCGGCAACAAGUACCUCCUUGGUGUCUACGAGACCGUGAAGGAGGCCGAGAAGGCCUUCGACGAGUGGAACAAGGAGUAUGAGCAGGCCGGCGCUGACGUCAAGGAGUCUCUGAGCGGCUGGGCCAAGCAACAAGAGGCGGCUCUCGCCGAAGACCAGGACGAAGUGGACCGCCUACGCAAGGCACUUGAGGAGGCACGUCGCUGA
Symbiodinium necroappetens is the source of this 279-nucleotide messenger RNA. Lineage: Eukaryota; Dinophyceae; Suessiales; Symbiodiniaceae. The record is from the annotation of a GenBank genome assembly.